Molecule: messenger RNA, 441 nt
Organism: Chinchilla lanigera (long-tailed chinchilla)
Lineage: Eukaryota; Metazoa; Chordata; Mammalia; Rodentia; Chinchillidae
Gene: Bhlhe23
Product: basic helix-loop-helix family, member e23
Exons: 1
Coding region: 1-342 (113 amino acids)
Molecular function (GO): protein dimerization activity
Source: RefSeq, a predicted model, not a curated record
AUGCACGACCUGAACGACGCGCUGGACGGGCUGCGCGCCGUCAUCCCCUACGCGCACAGCCCGUCGGUGCGCAAGCUCUCCAAGAUCGCCACGCUGCUGCUGGCCAAGAACUACAUCCUCAUGCAGGCGCAGGCCCUGGACGAGAUGCGGCGCCUGGUGGCCUACCUCAACCAGGGCCAGGGCCUGGCCGCGCCCGUCGCGCCGGCGCCCCUGACGCCCUUUGGCCAGGCCGCCGUGUACCCCUUCUCGGCGGGUGCCGCCCUGGGCCCCUGCCCCGACAAGUGUGCCGCCUUCUCCGGCUCGCCCUCUGCGCUCUGCAAACACUGCAGCGAGAAGCCGUGACCACGACGAGGCCGCGGCCGCGCGCCCCCUGCGCCCCUUUCCCCAGGACUGUCCCCGCUCCUGCGCCGGAGAUGCAGACCGCCCGCCGCUGACAGCCGG